Messenger RNA from Sungouiella intermedia, 516 nucleotides. The record is from the annotation of a GenBank genome assembly. NCBI's taxonomy places the organism in Eukaryota, Fungi, Ascomycota, Pichiomycetes, Serinales, Metschnikowiaceae.
AUGACAAUGGCAGAACUUCUAUAUAAACCCAAAUCAGAGCCUCAGAGAGCGCCCGUGCUGUUGCUCACUCCAGAAAACUGUCGAUCGUCCACGCGGAUCAGAGCAUUCCUACUGUUAUCAAGAAUCGCAGCUGAUGAUACUAUCAGGCAACAUUUGAACGAAAUCAAACCCAAACAAUGUGACGAUUACUUUGCGCGAUCAAUCUUGCCACAGUGGAUUGCUCGUCAAGAGGCGAUUCAGUAUUGCUCGGAUUACGCCCGGGACUUACACAAUAAAACAGAAUCAGAAAAGGUAGAGGUGAGUGGCAACUACGACUUGAGGGUCGAUCCUUAUGCGUUGAAGGACGCAAAUGAACGUUUGGUUAAGCAGUUUUCCGAAUGCUCCAAUAUCGAGAAUUGGGUCGCUAAUGAGUUGAGCGUUGAGUCCAUCAUCAAGGAACAGACUGCUAAUGUGCUCAAUGACAAGUGCUAUUACAAGGACUGGCUUGCUGACUUCAGGCAGGCUCUCCAUAAAUAG